AGCUCCACGCAGGUGAAGGACACCCUGCGUCUGAAGUCUGAGCGCAUAGAAGAGCUGGAGGAGGCCCUGAGAGAGAGCGUCCAGAUCACAGCAGAGCGAGAGAUGGUACUAGCUCAAGAGGAGGCUGCCCGGUGCCUCCAGGAGAAGCAGAUGGAGGAGCUGCUGGGGGCCAUGGAGAAGGUGAAGCAGGAGCUGGAGUCCAUGAGGGCUAAGCUGGCCUCCACCCAGCAGUCUCUGUGUGAGAAAGAGGCACACCUCUCCACCCUGCGGGCUGAGCGCAGGAAACACCUGGAGGAGGUGCUGGAGAUGAAACAGGAGGCGCUGUUGGCUGCUAUCAGCGAGAAGGACGCUAACAUUGCCCUGCUGGAGUUGUCCUCCUCUAAAAAGAAGAAGACCCAGGAUGAGGUGGCUCUGCUGAAGCGGGAGAAAGACAGACUUGUACAGCAGCUGAAGCAGCAGACUCAAAACAGAAUGAAACUGAUGGCAGACAACUAUGAGGACGACCAUCUGAAGACGGCCCCCGACCACACAAAUCACAAACCCUCUCCGGAUCAGAUGAUCGCCCCUCUUCUAGCCCUCUCCCAGAACCGCAGCAAGCUAAAGCUUUACAUCGCCCACCUGACAGACCUCUGCCACGACCGGGACCCCAGCAUCCUCAGCCAGCUCACGCCCCCUUCUCACUACCACCAAAACGACCCCGAAGACUGGGAGGAGGAGGUCCAGAAGAUGAGUGUAGAGCAGUUGGAGCGUGAACUUGAGGUGUGUGAGAAGGAGAGCGGCGAGCUGCAGGAGUACGCCAACUCUGUUCUCCAGCAGAUCGCCGAUUACUGCCCGGACAUCUUGGAGCAGGUGGUCAACGCCCUGGAGGAGUCAUGCUGACAACUCUGAACCUCAGACACAACCGGGGCUGAGCCCUGGUCUCUACAUGGACCUGUAGCUGAGCCCAGGAAGCCCCUACCUCCACUCGACGAUGCUCUUGGAAGGAUACGAGGACUUUUAUCAGACCCUACUGAGCUUCUCUGCCUCGCUCCUUUUUGUCCAUUCUGAAACAAAAACCCCUCGGACUCUAAAGUGCUUUCCUGUGUCAUUCAUCUCUGAUGUCGAGCUUGCAAAAAAAUAAAUUACAGAUGUGCUCAUUUCAGACAGGAACCGAGCAUACAAGAAGUUCAUGAAAAAGCCAGCUUAGAAACUCUAAAGCUGACUGAUUUAGCAUUUGUGAACUCUCCAAAUUGGAUUUCUUGUUCGUAGUAAAGUAAAAUAAAGUCUGGGACAGGUGCAUUAGAGGAGAGAGAGAGGGAAUUCAGAUAAAAAGAACCAAACUUCAGCACAAAGUCUUUGAGUAUACUGCCAUGCUUCCUCUCCCUAGAGGUCCUCACUCACUGCAGGAAGUGUAAGAUCAAGCACAGUUACCUCACUAACCUUUUAUCUCAGUCUCUGACCCCUUUAGUCUCUUCUCUCGCAGGUCUUUCAAGUCGAAACGGAAAACAGGAAGAAGCUUAUUCCUACACGGGGCGGGAAAGCACUUUUUUCAGUCGUAGAACCCAGGAGCACAGAGGGUAAAUCAUGAAGCCAUGUAGAGAUGCUUGCUGGUAUUUUAGGUAGCGUUCCACAACUAGGAGGCUUGAGUCACAGCUACUGGUGGCAGAUGGUGUGAACUCUUAGGAAAAGCCACUCUUAAAACCAAAUAAAUGCAGCGUUUUGUGUAAAUGUUUUCCUCUCCCAGGUCAAGGCUGUAGUCAGGAUUAGGUGGUAGGUACGUCUUUACUGUGUCCUGUGUGGCUAAGAGAGGGAUCGAGGUCGUGACCUUGGAUCAAAAAGUCAGCUUUUAGUUACACUUUGUUCUCAAAUGUGUGAGAGAGAGAGAGAGAGAGAGAGAAAACAGCUUUUAUUCUUGAUGACGUAUUAAUUUUUAGAUGGUUUUGCACAUGACGUCCACUUGUUUAUGAGGUAUGCAAUGUUUCAUUUUGAGAGCGUUCUAAGUGGCCUUGGAGCAUUCACAGAGAUAAGUACUGGACCUAUCACAGGGAUGUGGAUUUCUCUGUCAUACUGGUGCUAAGGCAUGAUGUUAAGGACUUUUAAUCUGAUCCGCUGAUCAUUCGGUUACAUCCAAAGUUUCUUAUAGGUGUUACUUUUUUAAGCCCACCUGACCUUUUAGUUUGUUGACUCAAUCUUAAAAAAAACAACUAGUAACUCCUUGUUGUUGUUUUUUUUUCUUGUCUUUUUUCAGAUCACUGAAAAAUAGCCAAGUUAUGCCUCUUGUUGUUUUUUUGUGAAAUCUUCAGGGCUGAGGUUUUUAAGUACUAAGUGCAACUACGUUAACAGGAAAUUUAAAGUCACUUUUGUGCGGAUUUUGACUUUUUAAAUCAGUUUGUAAAUAACGGGAUAUUUAACACGUACAGUGACUGAAUAAAGGUGAUUACGUGGAAGGUGUUGUGCAUUCUUUAAAAAAAAAAAAAGAAAAGUUAAAAGCAGUGCAGUUGUCUUUUGUGUCUAAUUUUGUCUGCAGGACAAAAUGUGUGUGUGUGUGACAGUACUGCCAUAAUUUGCAGAAAGUCAUGUUCUAUAGAGAUAUAUAUAUAUAAAAAUAUAAUACAUAUAUAUGAAAAUGUUUACUGUAUGGAUAUGCAUUGAAUGUUUGCACAGAAUCUCGAGGAGCACGCUGCUCUGAACAAAAAUGGCCGUGGAGUUCGUGUCCUCAGCACAAACUGAGCAGAGAAGUGUCAAAAAUCUUGUGUCAAAAAUAACGUGUGAACUACAAAAUGUUUUCAAACCGUGACUGUGUGAUGGGAGAGUACAGUUCUUGCAUUUAUUUCUAAUGGUCAUUUUUUAUGUUGUUUUCACCAUAUGGUGAUGUAAAUGUAUUAUCCUCCUGACAUUUCAGUGUUGUCUUUUCUUUAUGUCAAUGUUUUUGUUUUUUGUUGAUGUCAAUGGCAGCCUGAUGGAUAAAAAAUAGGUCUCCAACUCUCAUGGCUCUUCUGCCGUUCCAUCACAACAGAGUAAAACAAAACGGUAACAAACUGCGUCAGGGAGUGCUCUAACAAGUCUCCUUUGGGGGUUUAAUUUAGAUUAGUGCGUGGUUGGAGUAACAUUAGUUUUAAAAUAAAAACAAAACACAGACCUGUUUCCAGAGGAUGUUAGUUGGAUGCUUUUUUUGUGCUUGUUGUCUUUCAAACUUCUAAGUGAAGAUUAAUUUCUGUGUCCCUUUUAAACCCCCAAAACUUACACAGUUGGGUUCAAAAGAAGUGUUUUGUUCCCCUUACUUUGGCCUGUGUUCUCCCGCCCUCGCCUUAACGUCUCGUCAUCUCCUUUCACCACUCCUUAUUGAGGAACACAGAGCCGAUUCAGGGGCUUCUGUCAACUUCAUGCUAUUAAGUUUCUUUUUGUUUUGAAUUGGUAUGAGAAAUGUACUGCCUUCUGUCUGUUCGUGUUAAGAAUCAUAUUGUGUAAAAAAAGAAAGCUAAAACAGACAUGUUUGUGAGUUAUUUGGAUUUUGUAUGAAUGUAAAUAAAUAAAUUAUAAGCCUU
Labrus bergylta (ballan wrasse) is the source of this 3524-nucleotide messenger RNA. Lineage: Eukaryota; Metazoa; Chordata; Actinopteri; Labriformes; Labridae. The record is from RefSeq and is a predicted model, not a curated record.